This is a messenger RNA of Nematocida homosporus, 306 nucleotides long. Its product is annotated as DNA-directed RNA polymerase III subunit RPC11. Gene Ontology annotation, molecular function: DNA-directed RNA polymerase activity; nucleic acid binding; zinc ion binding. The record is from RefSeq and is a predicted model, not a curated record. Lineage: Eukaryota; Fungi; Microsporidia. Bases 1 to 306 code for a protein of 101 amino acids. Gene Ontology annotation, biological process: DNA-templated transcription. The transcript has a single exon.
AUGGCAUUCUGUAAUCGUUGCUUCAAUUCAUUAAGCAUUGAGAUAUGCAAUGGGAAUACUCGGUUUACUUGUGAUGAGUGCAAGUACCAUCAGGAAAUCAAGGGGAUCUAUCGGGUCAAAGUUCCAUUAACACCACGAUCUGAAGAAAUGGCUGUUAAACCUCGAGAACUGCCGGAGCGAGCUGUUAUAUGUCCGCAAUGUUCGGAAGGCAAAGCCUACUUCUAUCAGAUGCAAACCAGAAGUGCAGAUGAGCCGAUGACCAUCUUUAAUACUUGUGUUGCCUGUAAGUAUGCCUGGCGCGAAUAA